Molecule: messenger RNA, 837 nt
Organism: Hibiscus syriacus
Lineage: Eukaryota; Viridiplantae; Streptophyta; Magnoliopsida; Malvales; Malvaceae
Product: aquaporin NIP1-2-like
Exons: 5
Coding region: 1-837 (278 amino acids)
Biological process (GO): transmembrane transport
Cellular component (GO): membrane
Molecular function (GO): channel activity
Source: RefSeq, a predicted model, not a curated record
AUGGCUGAAAUCUCCGAGAUCAAUGGAGCCAAUGCAUUUUCGAUUUUGAAUGUCAAAGAUGAACCCAAUGGUCAAAAUCCUCCUCCAUCAUCCGCCAUUACCAAAGAAUCUCACGUGUUCUUCUCAACACAUUUCAUUCAGAAGUUGUUGGCGGAGGUUUUGGGCACAUACUUUCUGAUAUUCGCCGGCUGCGCAUCCGUAGUUGUCAACGUCAACAACGACAAGGUCGUGUCGCUGCCAGGAAUAUCGGUGGUGUGGGGCUUAGCCGUGACGGUCUUGGUUUAUUCAUUGGGACACAUCUCCGGCGCCCAUUUUAAUCCGGCGGUCACCAUUGCUUUUGCAACCUGCAAAAGAUUCCCAAUCAAACAGGUGUCGUUUUAUAUUUUGGCUCAAUUUAUCGGCUCUACGAUGGCGGCCGUGACCCUCCGGCUGCUGUUUAGAGGUCCGCUUGAUGUCUUUGCUGGAACGUCGCCACGGGGGUCGGACUUACAAGCAUUCGUGAUCGAGUUCAUCAUCACUUUCUACCUUAUGUUCAUUGUGUCCGGUGUCGCCACUGAUGAUAGGGCUGUUGGAGAACUCGCAGGACUUGCCGUUGGCUCCAUCGUGGUACUUAACGUGUUGUUUGCUGGGCCGAUAACCGGAGCAUCGAUGAACCCAGCAAGGAGCUUGGGGCCUGCAAUUGUGUGGAAUCGAUACAAGGGGAUAUGGAUUUAUCUUACAUCGCCCAUCGUCGGGGCAGUGUCGGGUGCUUGGGUUUAUAAUAUGUUGAGGUCCAGCAACAAGCCCUUGCCAAGCAUCACCAAGGGUGCUUCUUUCCUCAAAACUUCAUGUAAGUGA